This is a messenger RNA of Agrilus planipennis (emerald ash borer), 1356 nucleotides long. Its product is annotated as endoplasmic reticulum-Golgi intermediate compartment protein 2. The record is from RefSeq and is a predicted model, not a curated record. Bases 112 to 1272 code for a protein of 386 amino acids. The transcript has 6 exons. Lineage: Eukaryota; Metazoa; Arthropoda; Insecta; Coleoptera; Buprestidae. Gene Ontology annotation, cellular component: membrane; endoplasmic reticulum; COPII-coated ER to Golgi transport vesicle. Gene Ontology annotation, biological process: endoplasmic reticulum to Golgi vesicle-mediated transport; retrograde vesicle-mediated transport, Golgi to endoplasmic reticulum.
AAGAAGAUGACGAACAUAAACAGUAUUGUAGGUUAAGUCGGUUAAUUGCUGAUAAAAUUCCAUUCAUUCUAUAAGUAGUAAAAAGUAUUAUUAGGCAGUGAUAACAGCAAAAUGGAAACGGAUAAAUUAACUCUGAUAAGGCAGCGACCAUCAAAGUUCAGUAAAAUAAAGGAAUUAGAUUUUUUCCCAAAGUUAGAUGAAACGUAUAAGGAAACAUCACCUGUAGGAGGAAUGGUAUCAGUAGUAUGCUUUGGAAUCAUCUUUUGGCUCAUAUACUCAGAGAUAAAUUAUUAUCUGCAUAGUAAACUAAUCUUUAAAUUCUCACCAGAUACUGACUUUGAUGCUAAAUUAAAAUUAAACGUUGACAUUACAGUAGCAACUCCUUGCCAUGCUAUUGGUGCUGAUGUAGUAGAUGAUACAAGCGAACACAUUAUAACAACUGAUUUCAUUAAAGAGGAAGAUACAUGGUUUGAAUUGUCCCCUAAUCAAAGGCAAUACUUUGAUCAUAAAAAUUUUAUGAACAGUUAUUUAUGUGAAGAGUAUCAUGCAGUGCAGGAUCUUUUAUGGAGGAGCGAAUUUUCUUCUGUGUAUAGUGACAUGCCUGAAAGAGAGGAUAAGCCUAAAAGGCCUCAUGAUGCCUGUAGAAUUCAUGGAUCUUUGAUUUUAAACAAAGUUGAGGGUCUAUUUCACAUAAUAGCAGGGAGAACUGUAGAGUUGCCAAGAGGUCACCUUCAUCUUAAUAUAUUUGAUUCGAAUUUUAAUUUUAGUCAUAGGAUAAAUAGGCUUAGCUUUGGGGAUCCAAGUCCAGGAAUUGUCCAUCCUUUAGAAGGGGAUGAGCAAAUAACUGAGCAGAGAAAUACUCUGUAUCAGUAUUUUAUUGAAGUAGUUCCUACAAAUAUUCAGACUUUUAUGUCCAAUAUGGACACAUUUCAAUACAGUGUAAAGUCACUCACUCGAGAAAUAAAUCAUGAUUCGGGGAGUCAUGGUGUACCAGGGAUUUUCAUUAAAUAUGAUAUGUCUAGUCUUAAGGUAACUGUUCGACAAGAACGAGAUCAUUUGGGGAUGUUUUUAGCUAGAUUGUGUUCUGUAGUCGGUGGAGUUUAUGUUUGUUCAGGAUUCAUAAAUGCACUGCUACAAUUCCUGGCAAAUAUAAUUUUGUGUAAAUGGGAAUUUAAAAAGGUAACUGAUGUAAAUGAAAAGCCAAAGUCAGUAUUUCAUCAAAACAUAUCAACGCAUGCAUCUAAUAACACGAAAACGUUGGAGGUGUAUUAAUGUCUUGAAUUUAUUUAAUUAAUUAUAUUAAUUAUGUAAGCAUCACAUUACAACAGGACUUGUUUUACAUUCUCUUUUUGUUUG